Molecule: messenger RNA, 798 nt
Organism: Cutaneotrichosporon oleaginosum
Lineage: Eukaryota; Fungi; Basidiomycota; Tremellomycetes; Trichosporonales; Trichosporonaceae
Biological process (GO): vesicle budding from membrane; late endosome to vacuole transport via multivesicular body sorting pathway
Cellular component (GO): cytoplasmic side of plasma membrane; ESCRT III complex; multivesicular body
Source: RefSeq, a predicted model, not a curated record
CCUUCAUCUCCACUCUCCAUCUCAUUCCACUCCAUCUCCAUCACUACACACCAUGUCAGGCUGGAUGAGCUGGUUCGGCGGGCGAAGGGACACGCGCGAGCAGGCGCGCGACUCGAUCGUCAAGCUGCGCCAGCAGUUGCUCAUGAUUGAGAAGAAAGAGGAACACCUGCAGAAGAAGAUCGAGGAUGAGACGAGCAAGGCGCGGGCCAACGCCACUUCCAACAAGCGCGUCGCUAUGAACGCACUGCGGCAGAAGAAGGCGUUCGAGAACGAGCUUGACCGGCUCGCCGGAACACGUAUGACAUUGGAGACGCAGGUCAACGCGAUCGAAUCGGCCAAUCUCAACGCGGAGACGAUGGUUGCGAUGCGGCAGGGUGCUGCGGCGCUCCAAUCGAUCCACUCGGGACUCAAGGUCGACAAGGUCGACGAGACUAUGGACCACAUUCGCGAGCAGAUGGAGCUCACAAACGAGAUCUCGGACGCCAUCUCCAACCCGGUCGGCAUGGGUGUACAGCUCGACGAGGACGACCUGCAGGCCGAGCUCGACGCACUCGAGCAGGAGGAGCUCGACAGCCGCCUCGCUGGCGCCGACCACGUGCCCGUCCACACUCCCGCCUCGCCCGUCGCUGUCAAUAAGAGCAAGACGGCUAACAAGGAAGAGGACGACGAGGAGGCACAGCUCCGCCAGCUCCAGGCAGAGCUUGCCAUGUAGCGCCGCCUUGCAGUUCUCGUGCCUAAUUUUACACGCUUCUAUACCGGUCCCUCUUGGGGGCAUGUACUAUCAUGAUCCAUUCUGUG